AUAUCGAUCCCUCAGAAUAUAAACCGAACAACUCGCGAAUGGCCAACUUUUCAGGAGAGCGAUUUAAAGCUGAGAUUUUACAUGCUGAUCAUAGGAUUUUUAAGAUUUGAAACCCAUAUAACUUUGGAAAUAAUUAACUUUUCGGUAUAUUAUUCACCGGAAAGGUAAAGGGUGUCAAGGAGUACCCGAAAAGCAAAAAAAAAAAACGAAUUUUGCAAAAAAUCGAGUUGUUUGGAUUAUAUUCUGAGGGAUCGAUAUAUGUAUGCUUUCUCCAAAGAAUGGUAACAUCCAAUGAGUGUGUAAGAACAUAAUUUUCGAAUGCUAAUGUAACGAGAAAUAUCACGUUUAUAUAAGAAAUGAACAAAAACUAAUAAAUCGUAUAUUAUAAAUCAUUGGAAUGGGGUAGGUAACAAGGAGAUGGGACAAAAUCAAAGGAUUUUAUACCGCACUCUCUCACUAGAUACGAUAAAAAAAACCUCAAAAAUUUUAUAUUACAGAAUAUGUAGUCAUAUGCACAGGACAAACUAAUUGUAAUUCCGGGAGAAUAGUUAAAAUACUUCAUACUCUGCACGAAAAAGUUGAUAAACGAAAGUUUGUGGACAAAUAAAGCAUGAGAAAUUAGUUCUGAAAAUCAGUGUAAUAGCUUAAAAAUUUAAUGAAUGUUACUACAGGAGGGUAUAAUUAAAAAUGGAAAAGGAAUAACCGAAAAAUUCUCCCAUGCUCAAUUUACGUUAUACAACAAUCACUAAAAUGAAAUUUACGGACACAUUUGUUAUUAAUGAGACGUGCAAAUUGCCACUAUUGAUUUUUCUUGUUUCACCUCUCCCACCAUCACGUGCUACAUUUUUAAAAUGGAGCAAAAUGUUUUUAAAUUAUAAAUAAAGAAUGUGCUCGACAUGAAAUGCGAAUAAAUGCGCAAGGGAAAGGAUAAUAAAACAAAGUGCAAUGAAAUUACUUACAGUGUAGAAAGUCACAUGCAAAUGUGGGCUAUAUAGAAUAAAAUCUGUAGAAUUUUGCUUGAGGUAAACUUGCAAAAUGUGUUAAAUAAAGAUGCCAAGUGCUCUAGAGAUUGAGAGUUUGAUUGGAAAUCUCUUGAGUGGCAGGACAUGAUACUAAAUAAUUUUUCAAAUAUCUCCGGACAAAUGUGGUGAAAGGAGGUGCUGUGUAGGAACUUCUGGAUGUUUGUGAUUCUCAUGAGUGUUGUCACAAAGGCAAAAUGACAGAUGCAAUUACACCAAAUGAAGGCACAGCAGGACCGAAACAGCAGGUUGUGGCUUAUACGGAGAAAUCGCAGGAUAAGCAUGAAUCUCGGCAUAUUCAGCUUGUUCGUGAAUAUGGCUUCCAUCCACGCUCCAAAGUGUCCGUGGAGGAUGGAGCGGUUCUGCCAAAGAAGUUUGAACCCUUUCCAGAGAACAUGUACGGUCGACCUCUCGAGGAAAUUGAUAACUUCAUCUAUGAGGAGACUUUCUGUGUGGUAUCAAAGCGCUUCCGUAAGAACUACAUUCAUCGUUUCACGGGAACAAAGAGUCUGUUCUGCUUCACUCCAUGGAGUCCAACACGACGAGCCUGUGUCUACCUGGCCACAAAUCAGUUCUUCGACUACAUCGUGAUGGCUACGAUCCUCCUCAACUGUGUCUUUCUCGCGAUGACGGAGACAGUGGAGGAGGCAGAAUAUAUAUUUCUGGUGAUCUACUCAGCUGAGAUGGUAAUUAAAAUAAUUGCCAAAGGCUUUGUUCUGAAUAAAUACACGUACCUGAGAAAUCCAUGGAAUUGGCUGGACUUUGUUGUAAUUACCAGCGGCUACGCAACGAUUGGAAUGGAAGUUGGAAAUUUGGCUGGUUUGAGAACAUUUCGUGUGCUGAGAGCACUUAAAACUAUUUCCAUAAUGCCAGGACUUAAAGUCAUCAUUAACGCACUUCUUCACUCAUUUCGUCAAUUAGCAGAAGUAAUGACUCUUACGAUUUUCUGUUUGAUGGUUUUUGCUCUUUUCGCUCUCCAGGUUUAUAUGGGAGAACUUAGGAAUAAAUGUGUUAGAAAUCUUCCAGGAGACUGGAAUAGUACGACUGAAGAGUGGAUGAGUUGGGUGAAUGAUACUGAAAAUUGGAUUUACGAUGAAGAAGGAUUUCCUCUAUUGUGUGGAAAUUUAACCGGUGCCCGUCACUGUCCUUCAGGUUACACGUGUUUAUGUAUAGGCAACAAUCCAAAUCAUGGUUACACGAGUUUCGAUAAUUUCAUGUGGUCCAUGCUCACUACUUUCCAGUUAAUAACCCUCGACUAUUGGGAGAAUGUAUACAAUAUGAUUUUGGCCACAUCUGGUCCUAUGAGUGUCUCCUUCUUCACCGUCGUAGUCUUCUUCGGAUCGUUCUAUCUCAUUAACUUGAUGCUAGCCGUUGUGGCGUUAGCAUAUGAGGAGGAAGCACAAAUUACACUUGAGGAAAGAAAAAAAGACUUACUGGAUCACAGGGAUGAUUCCACAUUCAGUUUCGAUCCGUCCAAAUUGAAUGUGAAGAAACUAAAUAAAAAUCAGAAGAAGAAAAUUGAUUCACGCAAAGGGGUUCUCCUAGCCAGUUAUUCACGUAAGAAAACGAGACGGAGAAAAGGCAAGACGAACGAGGGCAAGAGUAACAAUCAAACAAAGGGGGGAAGGUCUGUGACACCGAGUCCGAGUCCUAGUCCACGACCAGCUUUGGCUAUUCAGAGAGGCCGUGGGGUCACAGUUCAGAGCACAACACAAAAUCCAAACACUCUCCAUCCAUUAGGAGCCAAUUACAGGGGUCAACUUCUGCCUACCAGUCGUCAGGCGAGUUCCAACGCCAGCGAGGGCGGGGGUGUCAAUCGUGAAUCUUCCCUCGAUGAUUCUGGCGUUGUGGAUGACCAUGAUGAGCAGGAUCUAGCCAUGGAAUUGCUCCAUGCAGCUAAUAUUGAGCAACUCCAUCGGGAUGUGACGCCUGUAACGUUAGCGCUUUCACCCCGUGAAGUGCGAAUAAUUAAGUGCAAUGGCAAUAUUGCACGGAUGAAGAAGCACAAUAUGUAUGCUCUUCAUCCAGAGUAUCUAUCUCAAAUUGUUGUUUUAGAUGAUCUUCCUGAUCGAAAUUGUGACAGAUGUGUUCAAUGCUGUAUAGAUUACGAGGGCUGGCUACAGUUCCAAAAUUGUUUAUACAAAGUAGUUAAGGAUCCACUGUUUGAAUUAGCAAUUACAUUAUGUAUAGUCCUUAAUACAAUGUUCUUAGCGUUAGAACAUCACGGAAUGAGUGAAAAUAUUCGUCAAGCCUUAGAUAUUGGAAAUAAAGUGUUCACAUCAAUUUUUACUUUUGAAUGCAUUAUGAAGCUGAUGGCUUUAUCAAAAGACUUUUUCCUCUGUGGCUGGAAUAUUUUUGAUUUAAUCAUCGUAUCUGCCAGCCUUUUAGACAUUAUUUUUGAACUUGUUGAUGGGCUGAGUGUCCUCAGAGGCCUGAGAUUGUUGAGAGUCCUAAAACUGGCUCAAUCAUGGACAACGAUGAAAGUUCUACUUAGUAUUAUAAUAUCGACAAUAGGUGCUCUCGGAAAUUUGACUCUCGUAUUAGUGAUAGUAAUAUAUAUAUUUGCCGUGAUUGGAAUGCAAUUGUUCUCCAAAGAUUACACACCCGACAAAUUUUUUCCCGAUCCUGUUCCCAGAUGGAAUUUCAACGAUUUUUUUCACUCCUUCAUGAUGAUUUUUCGUAUUUUAUGCGGAGAAUGGAUAGAGCCUUUGUGGGAUUGCAUGAGAGCUGAGGAGAAAGAUGGAGCCUCGUCGUGUUUUGCCAUCUUCCUACCGACACUUGUAAUGGGAAAUUUCAUGGUGCUGAAUUUGUUCUUGGCCUUGUUGCUCAACAGUUUCAAUUCAGAGGAGCUUAAAUCGAAAAAAGAGGAGGUUGGUGAAGAAUCUAAAUUGGCAAGGAGCUUUGAAAGGAUUCGUUCGAUUGUACGAAAGAAGCGAUUAGCAAGAGAAGCGAAUAGACAGAAGCCAAAACUCGAGGAGAUCGUCAAUGAAGUGAUGGUGAAGCGAAGAAGCAACAAAGAUCGACUGAAGACUGCUGAUAAACAUUUCUUAUCAGUGGAAAUUCAACAAAAGACUCUCUAUAGACAUAGUUAUCAGGAAUCGCUUAACAGACCAAUUUCUGGCUCGGACUUUGGGCUAGAUAUUCCAUUGAAUCCCAAAGGGCAUCUCCAACCAAUAACAGGAAGUCAAGAAACAUUUCGAGAAGUUGAUGAUCGUCAAUUCCCCGAGGAUCAGUUAGAGUAUGAUGAUCCAAAACCUCCAAUUCCCAGUGAAAGAAAGCUUUUGCAUCAGAUUUCAUCUGGAUUUGGUACACAACAAAAUGAUAGUCGAGAAGAACCAACGACAACAGAAUCAAUAGAAUUAAGAACAUUAGGACCAAUAAAUUCCACAGAUACUGAUCCAGGUGAUCUUCACAUGACGGAGAUUGAUCACUAUGAACCGAGUCAGAAGGACGAAGAGUUAUCGGUACGAUCACCAGUAACUCAGCUCAACAUAUCGCCACAGUCCAGGCGUUCAAGUCAGAAAUCACAGAGUUUGAAGGUGCCUGGAACCGGGAAAUUGCCUCCUAAUCAAACGGAUCCAACGGAUCCCGAAGAGUUGCCAAAUCAAAUGAAUUUACGCGAUGAACUGCUCAAUUGUGAGCAGAAAGAAUUAUGGCAAUUUCUCAGUGAUGACUUUGAUAACAGCAACAACUACUUCAGUGAAACAGUUGGAUAUGGAAGUGCCCUAAUAGAUCCCGAUACCGAUAGUUUGGUCUUUGAUGAUGGACGUCGAGAUGACUCUGUGUUUUCCGAUCGAAAAGUUUCAAGUGCGAGUUUGCGGUCAAAUCUUAGCAAUAUUUCAAAUUCAAUUUUUCAGACGCUAGAAGCAAAACGAGGAGGUAGUAUAGCUGGUUCCAUAGACAAGAUGUACCAUGAUAAAAAACCCUUGGUUGAGACAUCGGAGUUUGAUCAUUUGAUCGAGAGUUUUGACAAAGAAAUGACUGAUCUCAAGAAACAAUCUUCCCUUUCGUUGGAACGGAAGCCAUCGAUUAAAGUGAGUCACGAUAAGACUUCAUCUCUUCCAGCUACUCUUGAAGCCACUGAUAUUGUACGUCGACGUCCAAAGCCCGUACAUGCUGUACCCACGGAUGGGGGCAGUGUGAAGAUCAAACGACGAAGUUUGGAGAAACAGAAGAAAAUCUCCGAUGAUGAUUUUCACGUGACGGCGGAAAUUAAAAAAAUCUGUGAUCAACUGCAGGCACCCUUCAGCAACGAUAUGGGUGGAUUGAAGCCAAAAUCUGACUUUCAUGCCUCGUUCGAGAGGAUCAAGCGAACGAGCCUUAUUGAGCGCGUUGAGGAAGUUGAGGAGAGGCAACCACUCAAAGUUGAGAGUGAAAAGUUGCCGAGGAAGUACCUGGGAAAGGAAUUGAGCCUUGAGCCACUUCCACUUAAAAUAUGUCACAGUCAAGAAAAUAUUAAGAUGACCACUUCACAUAUGCCAAAAACUGGGAGCGCUUUUCCCGUUCAACAUCGCCAAGUGGACACUGUUAAAAGUGUUACAUUGGAUAUUGACUCUUCCGAAAAGUCUGAUAGCGAUUCCCGAAAAACGACGAAAGGAAAGAGUCCAAAAUCAGAUAAGAAAGCGAAAGGAACUGAGAAACCAUGGCACUGUUUGGUAUCAUACGUAGACGAUCUGACGGUGGGUGGUCGACGAAAUUCCAAAGGGUGCUAUGAGGAUCCCAUGUCAUUCCCCAGCUUCGGGCGUAAUCGCUCGCAGAAGGUACCACAGGAUUGUUUCCCGCAACGUUGCUAUGAACGAUGUCCGUGCUUCCAGCGUUUCCUGAAUACACCGCUUGGCAAUGUGUGGACUGCAGUGCGAACGGCCGUCCUGACCAUUGUGGACACCCCGACAUUCGAAUGGUUCGUUCUGGUGCUGAUCUUCGCCUCCAGUAUUACACUCUGCUUCGAAGACAUCCACUUGGACUCCAAUAUACGCCUCAAGAAAAUCCUCUAUUGGACAAAUUUAGGAUUCUGCCUCAUUUUCAUCAUUGAAAUGGUUCUCAAAUGGAUUGCUCUCGGAUUCACCAAAUACUUUACGAGUUUUUGGACCAUAUUGGAUUUCAUUAUCGUUUUUGUGUCCGUCUUCUCACUACUCAUUGAGGAGAAUGAAAACCUGCGGGUACUCCGCUCGUUGCGGACACUGAGAGCACUCCGGCCAUUACGUGCCAUUUCAAGAUGGCAGGGAAUGAGAAUUGUAGUGAAUGCUCUCAUGUACGCGAUUCCAUCGAUUUUCAAUGUCCUCCUUGUGUGUCUCGUCUUUUGGCUUAUUUUCUCCAUCAUGGGUGUCCAAUUUUUUGGCGGAAAAUUCUACAAAUGUAUUGAUGAAGAUGGUGAACUCCUCCCAAUUGAUAUAGUCAAUGAUCGUCAACAGUGCUUCGCUCUCAAUUACUCAUGGAUCAAUUCAAAGAUUACUUUCGAUCAUGUCGGAAUGGGAUAUUUGGCCCUACUUCAAGUGGCCACCUUUGAAGGAUGGAUGGAAGUGAUGGCUGACGCUGUUGAUGCUCGUGGUGUAGAUCUUCAACCUCAACGAGAAGCUAACUUGUAUGCAUACUUCUACUUUGUGAUAUUCAUCGUUUGUGGUUCAUUCUUCACUCUGAAUCUCUUCAUUGGAGUAAUCAUUGACAACUUCAAUAUGCUUAAGAAAAAGUACGAGGGAGGAGUGUUGGAGAUGUUUCUCACAGAAUCGCAAAAGCAUUAUUAUACUGCUAUGAAAAAAUUGGGUCGAAAGAAGCCCCAAAAAGUGAUCAAAAGGCCUAUAAAUCAAUUUUUGGCCAUGUUCUACGAUCUAUCCAAUUCACGAAGAUUUGAAAUAGCAAUAUUUGUGCUGAUCUUCCUGAAUAUGCUGACAAUGGGAAUUGAACACUACGAUCAACCACAUGCUGUGUUCUUUAUUCUCGAAGUGAGCAACGCGUUCUUCACAACAGUCUUUGGCCUGGAGGCGAUUGUGAAGAUCGUGGGACUAAGAUAUCACUAUUUCACUGUGCCAUGGAAUGUCUUUGACUUCCUCCUCGUGCUCGCGUCAAUACUUGGCAUAUUAAUGGAGGACAUCAUGAUAGAUCUACCGGUAUCACCCACAUUGCUUCGGGUGGUCCGAGUCUUUCGAAUCGGACGAAUUUUGAGACUCAUCAAAGCUGCGAAAGGCAUACGGAAACUACUGUUCGCUCUAGUUGUUUCCUUACCAGCACUAUUUAACAUUGGUGCUUUGCUUGCCCUGAUCACCUUCAUCUACGCUAUCUUGGGCAUGUCUCUCUUCGGUCAUGUUCGUCUACAAGGUGCUCUCGAUGACAUGGUGAACUUUCAGACAUUCAGCCGAAGUAUGCAACUACUAUUUCGUUUGAUGACAUCAGCUGGAUGGAACGAUGUCCUGGAGUCACUCAUGAUCCAACCACCGGACUGUGAAUUAGGCGGCACAGCAACAUCCAACGGAGACUGUGGUCAUCCUCUUCUAGCCAUUACCUAUUUCACGAGCUUCAUCAUAAUCAGUUACAUGAUUGUGAUCAACAUGUAUAUCGCCAUCAUACUGGAGAACUUCAAUCAGGCUCAUCAGGAGGAAGAAAUUGGAAUAGUUGAAGAUGAUCUUGAAAUGUUUUACAUACGUUGGUCAAAAUACGAUCCACACGCCACACAAUUCAUACACUUUUCCCAACUAUCUGACUUCAUAUCGUCACUGGAUCCACCAUUGGGUAUUCCAAAGCCCAAUACGGUGGCCCUUGUGUCAUUCAAUUUGCCCAUUUCAAAGGGAAACAAAAUACACUGUCUUGAUAUACUGCACGCAUUGGUGAAACAUGUGUUGGGUCAUGUGGAAGAGACGGACAACUUUAAGCAGUUGCAGGAGCAGAUGGACAUCAAGUUCAAGAAACAAUUCCCCACACGCAAAGAGCUUGAAAUUGUCAGUUCGACGCGUGUGUGGAAGAGACAGGACAAGGCGGCUAAAUUGAUUCAGGGCACAUGGAGGGAGUUCUUGAGACAGAAGCGCGAACGCGAACGAUCACCAAUAUCGCAGGAUGAUGAACACACUCAAACUUCGAGUCCUGGCGGGUGGCAGAGCAAAUUGCAGGCGCUCAAUUUUUUGCAUUUGCAAGUUCAUAGACGUGGCACCGCCACAUCGAGUCGAGCAUCCUCGCGGAAGUCGUCUCGAUGCAGUGAGGGAUCGGAUUUGAGCGAGUUAACUGGGCCCUGGCUUAAUUUACCUCUGAUGUUAGUUUCUGGAACUGGUGACCUGGUCAAAGAUAUGAAAAAUCUACAGCAAAACGGAGAUGGAGGAACACCGGGUCAACCAGACACGAAGCCCGUGCGUCGACGAAGUUUCUACAAUUUCUUCCUGCGACAUCAGGAUGCAGUUGAUGAUGUUGCGGCAUCACCAUCGGUCCUCAGGAAGAGUCUCACACCAAGCGGUACAAUUGUGUCUCUCAAUAACACUGAUGAGAAAUGCGAAGUUGUACAGAGCUCAUCAACACCUAAAGCCAAAAGGGCCACAAGCUUCAUUAAAAAAAAGAAACCGCCUUUAGAGCGCGGCCUUUCAGCACAAAGCGCACUGCGAGUCAAUAGAAAUGCUUUCGUUUCUGACGGACCUACCGGACCAGCAUCAGAUGUGAGUAUCCUCGUAACAGAACCAUCACCAGAUACACCUUAUAUUUCCGGGGAUCAUCUCCAGGCCGACCAGACGCUUGUACAUGUCCUUGUUCAUCGAGAAAGUGAGGAAUAUCAUACAGAUGCCGAAGAUGGCGGUAAACCGGCUCAACCUAGUGAACCAGUGAGGCGUAAACCACCGGAUUUGCCUCCACAGGAUAACCUCCCUCUAACAGCGCCAUCUUCGUCAGUUACAAUCAUGGUGGAAAGUCCAAAAGAACCACCAAAGGGUGAUUUUUCGUCUUCGGACGCCACAACAAUUGACAUUAACGAGCCGAUCGACGUAAAUAUGCCCGUAGAUACGACAAAUAUUUUCUAUGACUACGAUGAGAGUGCCGAGAUCGAUCAGAUAUGCCAAUGUGAUCCCACUUCUGACGAGGAAAGGUGACUACAGAGUGAAACAGAGACCGUGAAAAACGAUCCAUCAGACAGUUGACAAUCUUCUAAUUCCUGAGUAAUUUUUAGAAUAGCGAGAAUUUUUAGGGAAUUCCAAAUGGGGAAUCAAAUUUCAAACUUUAUUGAAUUGAUAUAUAGAGAAAUUCUUUUAGAAAUUCUCAUAAAAUCUCUUCUAUAAAUGAAAAUGACAAAAGUGUAGAUUUUUUAUUGCUCGAACUCAAAGAGAAAGAGCAAUUUUGUAGGUAGCAAAAGAAUGUCACAAAGAAUUAUACGAAAGAAAAAAAAUCUUAAAAAGACUUUUAAAGCAAUUACCAUGUAUUUUCAUCUGAUAAGACAUAAACAUUAGUUUUGAAAGUAAAAUAGACCAAAAAAAAAUAUCAAGAUUUUUAGAAAUAGAAAAAAGAAACAUUAAUAGCCAGCAGAAGAAAAGCAUCAAAGCACUUCCAAGUAAUAGAUUAACAAAAAAAAAUAGACUUAAUUAAACAAACACUUUUGCAGAGAAAUGGAAAAUUCAACAAAUAAAAGUGGCACAAGGAAUUUUCAAAACAAAAAAAAAAGAAAACAUGGAAAUUCUUAAACGUAAUUCUAUUUUGAAAAAUUUCGCAAAAUCACAGAGCAUCAAUUUAACUUCUCAUCUUGAAAAAUAUAUAUAUUUUCUUUAAUGAAAAAGAACAAUAAAUUAAAUCCAGAAAAGUAUAAACAUAGCAUUUUCGAUUUAAGCGUAAAAGAAUUAUUGAAACGAAUUUAUAUUGAUAAAUGAAAAGUAAUAUUUCGAAAAUGUUUAAAUAGGAACAUCAUGGUAAAGUGCAUAUUCUAAUUAAUUUGUAUAAGAGAAUAUACUAAAAGAUUAAAUUCAGUGAAAUUCUAUAAUAGAAAUGAAGUUAUUUCUUAAAAAAAAAACGAAACUAAUUGGUGAAAUAGCAGAGAUUACCGCGAUAUUUUCUUGUUAGAAAAUUUUCAAAAGAAAAAAGUUAAUAUAUUUGUAAAUAGAGUUUAUAAAGCUGACAUUCAAGAAAAUAUAUACUCUGUCAAUUAGCAAAAAGGAAGUAUCAAAUCAGACAUUUUUUAAAUUUUUAAAUCAUUGCUCUUCUUUCUUAAAAUAUAACUCUGCAAAAGACUUCCUGAUGGCGUACACAUUUUCUUCUUCUAGUAAACGAGCUUAUUUUUAAAGUACUGUGAAGGAAAAAAAUUACUAAAUUUAAAAACAAAAACUCAAACUACAGACUAAUGGCGUAAAGUUUCUGUUUUCAAUUGCUACUAAAAAGAACACAGAAAAAAAAUGAUUUGUAACGAAUUCCUUGUCUUCAAAGAGCAUUAAGACCUGGGAACACAGAUGAAAAUAAUUAAAGAAACUAGUCAUUCUAACUAAAAUGGGAAAUAUUGCAGCUCUUAGAACUAAAAGAGAUUUAUUCCACAUUAAAAGCGGUUGUAAAUAUCAUGAAGGUUUAUCAAAUUUGGAAAUUUUAUAAGGCAUUAAAAACAUUCAAAAAAUAAUCUUAUACGGCUUGUUGGAUAUCAAAAAAUUAAGUGAAGUGAUAUAAUAGACGACUUAUCGUUA
Phlebotomus papatasi is the source of this 10642-nucleotide messenger RNA. It is a transcript of the gene NaCP60E, whose product is annotated as sodium channel protein 60E. Bases 1217 to 9076 code for a protein of 2619 amino acids. Gene Ontology annotation, molecular function: voltage-gated sodium channel activity. Lineage: Eukaryota; Metazoa; Arthropoda; Insecta; Diptera; Psychodidae. The record is from RefSeq and is a predicted model, not a curated record. Gene Ontology annotation, cellular component: voltage-gated sodium channel complex; plasma membrane. The transcript is spliced from 31 exons. Gene Ontology annotation, biological process: sodium ion transmembrane transport; neuronal action potential; membrane depolarization during action potential.